AUGAAGACGCUGGCCCGGCUGUUCCUCUUGCUGGUGUGUGUGGCGGCGGUGGCUGUGUUGUACAUCCUGCUGUGUUCCCACACCUGCCUGUGGCCCUGCUGCCAGGCCCCAGGGCAGUGGGUCAGCCCCACAGCAUCCAGUAUCCUCAGCUUCCAGGGGUACAGCCGUGUGCCUGAUGGGAAGCCACUGGAGCGAGCGCUGUGCCACCGCUGUGCCAUCGUCUCCAGCUCAGGGCAGAUGCUGGGCUCGCACCUGGGACAGGCCAUUGACAAGCAGGACUGUGUCCUGCGCAUGAACCAUGCCCCCACUGCCGGCUAUGAGGAGGACGUGGGGGCACGGAGCACCGUCCGGGUGGUGUCCCACACCAGCGUCCCACUGCUGCUGAAGAACCAGCCCUACUUCUUCCAACAAUCCCAAGAAACCCUCUACAUCAUCUGGGGGCCAGCAAAGAAAAUGAACCGGGAGAAGGCAGGUUCAACCUACCAGGUGCUGCUGAGGGUGGUGGGGAUGUACCCCCACCUGCAGAUCUACACUCUGACUGAGGAGAAGAUGAUGUAUUGCGACGACGUCUUCCAGAACGAGACAGGGAAGAACAGGAUAAAGUCUGGCUCCUUCCUGAGCACAGGCUGGUUCACCAUGAUCUUGGCCAUGGAGCUGUGUGAGCAGAUCUACGUGUUUGGCAUGGUCAGUGACAACUACUGCAGGGAGAAGAACCACACGAGUGUGCCCUACCACUAUUUCGAGAAGGGUCGGCUGGACGAGUGCAAGAUGUACCUGAUGCACGAGCGAGCCCGCCGCGCUGGGCACCGCUUCAUCACGGAGAAAGCCAUCUUCUCCCGCUGGGCCAAGAGGAGACACAUCAUCUUUGCACACCCAUCCUGGGCAGGCGGGUAGGGGGUGAGCCGUGGGGUGAGGCAGGGGGACCCCAGUACCGGGUGGCUCUCAUCCUGCAGUGACAUAUCCUGGCUCUGCCGGUACCAUGGUUGAAAGACUUUUGCCGAGCCCUGGAGCUGGGAGUCUCCAUCUCUUCAGUGACACAGAGCUGGUUCCCCCAGCUUGUGAGUGGGAUGGCACUCACCCUGUCAGUGCACAGGGAUCAUUAACUGGACCCACAGAACCCCAUCAUCUCUGAAGGCCUGUCCAGAUGGACCCAGGGUGACCAUGAAGGUUUUCUGCCCAUUCUGCUGGGAUGAAAAUUUAAUGCAGGAUGAAACAUUUGUGCUGCUGGGCUCCAGUGUGAUGUUGAGCUCAGCCCCACGAUGGCCAUGAGCCAGUGCCUCUUCCAGGAACGGAGCUUCACUGUGGUCCUUGCCCUGAGACCUGGCACAGGGUAUGGGGUGCAGGAAGCCCAGGGGCCAUGUGUGCCUCAGAGGUCUGAGUUGCCUUCUCACAAGUGCCCUUGGAUUCAGACCAAAGCAAACAUGGCCAUUAAA
Molecule: messenger RNA, 1433 nt
Organism: Indicator indicator
Lineage: Eukaryota; Metazoa; Chordata; Aves; Piciformes; Indicatoridae
Gene: ST6GALNAC4
Product: ST6 N-acetylgalactosaminide alpha-2,6-sialyltransferase 4
Exons: 5
Coding region: 1-894 (297 amino acids)
Biological process (GO): oligosaccharide metabolic process; ganglioside biosynthetic process
Molecular function (GO): alpha-N-acetylgalactosaminide alpha-2,6-sialyltransferase activity
Source: RefSeq, a predicted model, not a curated record